Molecule: messenger RNA, 606 nt
Organism: Aphanomyces invadans
Lineage: Eukaryota; Oomycota; Saprolegniomycetes; Saprolegniales; Verrucalvaceae
Exons: 2
Coding region: 1-606 (201 amino acids)
Cellular component (GO): membrane
Molecular function (GO): ABC-type transporter activity
Source: RefSeq, a predicted model, not a curated record
AUGGCGCUGAUCUUCAUGGUGACAUCGUUCCUGUGCAUUUCCGUCAUAACGAUGGCGAUCCCAUUCGUGUCGCAGAACCGCAGCGUGUAUGACCGCGAAUACGUGUCGACCAUGUACUCGUCGGUCGCGCAUGCGUUGUCGUUGGCAGUGGUCGAGUUUGUCUACUGCAUUGGGCUCUCGAUGCUGUUUCUCACGUGCUUUAACUGGUUUUGCGGUCUCAGCACGACAAACGAGGCGUGGAUGUGGUUCUGGGUCUCUCUCGUCGUCAGCAUGGCGCUGUGGUCGUACCAAGGGCAUCUCUUGGUCUACGCAUUGCCGACAAUGCAAGUGGCCGUGCUCAUGGGGGGCGGCCUCUCGGCGCUCCUGUUUGAGUCUUCCGGCUUUAUGAUUGACGGCAACGCGCUGUCCGAGGGAUGGCAGUGGGCGUAUUGGGUCAGCCCCGUGCACUACAUGCUCGAGAUCAUUUUGACGACGCAGGUUCAAGCUGUUCAAGCGUUCUCGUUCGACAACGUCGGGCGGGACAUGGCCAUCCUUUGGGCCCUUAUUCUUGCUCUCCAGGGCAUGCUGCUGUAUUGCAUGACCAAAGUCAACCACACAACUCGAUAG